Paramecium octaurelia is the source of this 1455-nucleotide messenger RNA. The record is from the annotation of a GenBank genome assembly. Lineage: Eukaryota; Ciliophora; Oligohymenophorea; Peniculida; Parameciidae.
AAUCAUUAUUGAUGACAAAAAGAGAGGAAUUUCGAUUCUCCAUCAGGAAGGAGAGACUAGAAGAUUUAUUCAGUCAAAACCGCAAGAGAAGUUGUGUUGUUAAUGAAGUCGAUCCCUCAAUUGAAAUUCCCCCUUUUUCUGAUUCACAAGAACUUCACAAUUAUCUCAUUAAUGGCGAUAAUAGCCAACAGAAAUUAUUGAAAGCUGCAAAUGAUAAACAAUUGCUGACCAAAUUGUUUGCAGCUGCAAAAACCUCAGAUUACUAUUCCAUAAUAAUUUUGAGUAAUAUUUGCACCAAAAUGAAUCUUGCAGAAUGCGAAGUGCUUUUUCUUAACCAGUUGAAGUUGGCAAAACAAAGAAUGGACAUCAGAAUGAUUGAUAAUGUAAAAAUACAUUCCUAAUCAUUUAGUUAUUUGAUGCACUCAAUAGUGUUUGCUCCUAAGAAUUAACUCUAAAAUAAUUAGAGUACUUAUUGAAUAAUAAUCUCAUCCCUCUUGUCAAUCAAAUACUCAAAGAAAACCAACGAGAUGUCUACACUGACAGCGAAGUCAAAAUGAUUAAAAGUGGAUCUGAAUUACUUUGUAGAUUCUUUAAUCAAUUUAGAAUCUUUACUGAAGAAGAAUUGGAUGCCAUAAUAUAAAAAUAUACACCAGAUGUAAUUAAGUCCCUGCUAUUUUAUAGAUUCGAUAUACUUUUUAUUUAAUGAAAUAAUUGCUUCCACUUUAAUUGCAAUACCCAAAAGUCACCUUUAUGUUUGUCAAAAAUCUCAUUUAAAUUAUCUCCUUGCAGCCUGAUAUCGCUAAUGAUUUAGAUAACUCAACUCUGUAGAUUUGUGUAUAACUCUUAGAAUAAAGUGACAACCAAAUUUUAAUAUCCACAAUCCUCAGAUUUAUGAUUGGCAUCAGUGCUUUCAAAGAUGAGAAAUUUGUUUAAAGAAUCUUCUUCUUAAAAGGACAUGACACAGUGAAACAAUACAUCAACCAUGAAAGUGUAUUUAUACGACAAGCUUCCAUCAAAUUACUCGCUAACUUUACUAAUGUAGAUUCUGAAAACUUACAAAAAGAGAUUGUUUCCGAUCUUCCCUUCAUUGCAGAGGUUAUCUAAAACUUUUAGAACUUAGACAGGUCAGAUCAAAAUUAUUUAAGACUCAUUUAUGGAAUCAUCUCAAACUGUUUGACAUACACAUCUACAGAAUUGAUAAAAGACUUAAGAGUAUUUUAAAUACUGAGAAUCAAAUUCCUAUUGGAAGAACCAGAAGAACUUGAAAAUAUCAUUAUCUAUUUAAAUGUACUCUACACUUUACUCUACUACUACGAAGCUUAUUGCAUAGAUGAUACUGAACUAGAAAAAAAAUUGGAGAGUCUUUUAGGUCAUAAAAACGAAGAUAUUGUGAAACUUGUUGAAGAAACCCUGAAUCUAAUUGAUCAAAAAAAAGAACAAUCUAUGAAUGAAUGA